Messenger RNA from Nerophis lumbriciformis (worm pipefish), 1113 nucleotides. The record is from RefSeq and is a predicted model, not a curated record. Lineage: Eukaryota; Metazoa; Chordata; Actinopteri; Syngnathiformes; Syngnathidae.
AUGAGUUGCGACGAAGACGGCGAUGACCUGAAACGGAAGGUCGCCUAUGUUUUUAGCCAGGAAUACAUUGAAAAGUGCGACUCUUUAUCCAAAGUGCCACAGCGGGCGAGUAUGGUGCACUCACUUAUAGAAGCUUAUGGACUCCUUCAACAUAUGAGUAUUGUGAAGCCUCAAGUGGCCACCAUGGAGGAGAUGGCCCAGUUCCACUAUGACUUCUAUUUGGAGCAUCUUCGCAAGAUUAGUCAGGACGGAGACAAUGAUGACCCGCGCUCCAACGAUUUUGGCCUGGGUUACGACUGCCCGGUGGUGGAGGGCAUCUAUGACUACGCAGCAGCAGUGGGAGGGGCUACGAUUACAGCCGCCAAGUGUCUGGUGGACCAAACGCACCACUUGGCGAUCAACUGGGCGGGCGGGUGGCACCACGCCAAGAAAGACCAGGCAUCGGGGUUCUGCUACAUCAACGACGCCGUGUUGGGAAUUCUCAAGCUGUGCGAAAAAUUCGACAGAGUGCUUUACGUGGACGUGGAUUUGCAUCACGGAGACGGUGUGGAGGAAGCCUUCAACUUCACGUCCAAAGUCAUGACGGUGUCCCUGCACAAAUUCUCUCCUGGAUUUUUCCCAGGUACAGGCGACGUCACCAACGUGGGCUUGUGCCGAGGCCGCUGGUACACGGUCAACGUCCCGUUUGAGGACGGCAUCCGAGACGACCGAUACUACCAAGUCUUUAGCAGCAUCAUGCAGGACGUGCACGCUUGCUUCAACCCGGACGCGGUGGUCAUGCAACUGGGCGCCGACACCUUGGCGGGCGACCCCAUGUGCUCCUUCAACAUGACGCCCAUCGGGGUUGCCAAGUGUCUGCAGUACGUGCUACAGUGGCGCUUGCCCACGUUGCUGCUAGGAGGAGGGGGUUACAACCUGGCCAACACGGCACGCUGCUGGACCCACCUGACGGCGACGCUGUUGGGAAAGAACCUCUCCUCGGAAAUCCCGGACCACGAGUAUUUUACAGAGUACGGCCCCGACUAUUCGCUAGAGAUUAGCCCGAGCUGCCGACCCGACCGCAAUGAGGCCAAACACCUGGACCAAGUGGUCGCCACCGUCAAAAGUACGUGA